CUAAUGAACAUGAAAGUCCUUACAAAUCAGUAGUAAUUGAUUAUAUGGGUAAUACUCAGAUAACACCUACUGAAACAAAUAGAUUAUUUCGUCACUAUACAAACUUUUCAACAAAAAUAAUUCUUAAAGAAGGUAUGAGAGUAAUAUUUCUUAAUAAUUCAUUAUUCACUAAAGGAUUAUUCAAUAAUUCCAUAGGUAUAGUCUUAAAAAUUAUUGAUAAUGAUACCAUUCAAGUAGCCUUUUCAUUAAAAAUGGGUAUUGCUAAU
Messenger RNA from Diversispora eburnea, 266 nucleotides. NCBI's taxonomy places the organism in Eukaryota, Fungi, Glomeromycota, Glomeromycetes, Diversisporales, Diversisporaceae. The record is from the annotation of a GenBank genome assembly.